Molecule: messenger RNA, 6365 nt
Organism: Syzygium oleosum
Lineage: Eukaryota; Viridiplantae; Streptophyta; Magnoliopsida; Myrtales; Myrtaceae
Product: pentatricopeptide repeat-containing protein At3g42630
Exons: 2
Coding region: 186-1379 (397 amino acids)
Molecular function (GO): protein binding
Source: RefSeq, a predicted model, not a curated record
UAAGGGAGAGAGAGAGAGAGAGAGUGAGCCACAGGAAACAGAAACAGAAACAGAAACAGAGAUGAUGAUACAGAGACAUUGCAGAGCGAUGAUGGAGGAAUGCAGAGGAGCUUCCCUCGCUUUGGUAUAGCUCCCAAUUUCUUUCCUUUCGUUUCUGGGUCAUCCUCAUCUUCUUCCGUGAUACCAUGAACACUCGCUGCUCUGCUUCCCACUUCGUCAUUCAGCUCCAGCACACCUCCCGCUUCCCACCUCCUCCUCCUCCUCCUCCUCCUUCAACUUCUUGGCUCGCUUUUGGCGCUGCGAAACCGAUCCCGCCACGCUUCGUCGCUCUCGCAGCUCCGCCUCGCCCCGCUCAUCGCUCGCCGUCCUCCGCCCUGUUGCUCCGCUACGCAGGCGACGGCCUCCUACAUCGGGCGUGGCCCCUUUGGCUCCGCCUCUUGUCCGACCCUUCUUUCGUCCCCGACCUUCCCCUGCUCUCCCUCCUGAUCUCUGCCUGCGGCGACGCCCGCCGCUUCGACCUUGUCCUCCGGAUUCUGGACCGCCUCUCUUCGGCGGCGGUUCCGCCUGGCUUGCUCCGGCAGGCUCACUCCGUCGCCAUCUCUUGCUUCGCCGACCAUGCCCAGCUUCGCUUGAUGGAGCACACCUUGAGCCUCAUGCUGUCCCGGGGCUUCCCAAUUGAUUCCGCCACCGGCGAUACCUUCCUCCGAUAUUACAGCAGUUUCGCUUCGUUGGACGACAUGGAGAAUGCUUAUUCCUGGCUCAAGCGCUCUCGGCAUCUCCCCAGCCAAGUAGGGAUCAGGGCCGUGGCUCUUGCUUACGUUAGGGAUCGCAAGCUCUACAGGUUAGGACAGUUCUUGAGGGACGUGGGUCUCGGUCGGAAAGACCUCGGCAAUCUUUUGUGGAACCUGUUGUUGCUCUCUUAUGCUGCCAAUUUUAAGAUGAAGAGCUUGCAGAGGGAGUUCUUGAACAUGGUUCGUGCCGGGUUCUGUCCCGAUGUCACCACCUUUAACAUCCGCCUCCUCGCCUUUUCGAGGAUGUCCAUGUUCUGGGAUCUUCAUCUCAGCCUCGAGCACAUGAAGCGCACCGGCAUUGUUCCCGACCUCGUCACUUACGGUUGUGUUGUUGAUUCCUACUUGGAUAGGAGGCUUGGGAGAAAUCUGAGGUUUGUGUUAGACAAGAUGAACCUGGACGAUGCUCCUGAGGUGUUGACAGACUCAUUUGUAUUUCAAGCUUUUGGCAAAGGCAAUUUCCAUUCAACUUCGGAGGCGUUUUUGGAGUUUCGGAGGAACAGAAGUCCUUGGACAUACCGGAAAGUCGUCACCACGUAUCUCCGAAAACAAUACAGGACGGAUCGGAACCAGAUCUUUUGGAAUUACUAACUAGCUGUACAAGAAUUCUACCUUUUUCUAUCUUUAAUCUACUUCUCAAGUUUGCAUGACUGAGGAAUGCUACAUUCUAGUUUCUGAUUCAAGUUCCACCACUAGAGCUCAUAAUUAGUGUUUACAACAUGGCGCUGGUAGUGGAAACCUUGUCUUCUUGGGUCUUUGACCAUGGCCAAGGUAGGGAAAGAUCUGUCAGUAAGAUUUUUAUCUAUUUAGUUGGGCUACUAUUAACUGAUUAUUUGAUGUUUGUCGAAGGUAAGAUGGGUAAUCUAUAUUUCCCGUAUGGGCUUGUGCACCCUUCUCAUGAUAAAAUUUUGACGGAUAUCGCGGCCCUCACUCCUCAAUUCUGCCUCCUCCGACAACUACUAAGAUUGAUUUCCCAGGAGUUCUAGCUGCCCUUGUGGAUUCCUGCAAACUGAUCCCCCUCGACUGAUGCAAGCCAGUGGGGCUACUUUGCUGGUCUUAAUAAUUUCGUUGGGGUGCUUCUUCCUGUGAUAUUGCUUUAGCUAGAUAUGACUUACUAUUCACUGAACGUGUAAGAACGUACUGCACUAGCCUAUAUCCACAAGAAAAAAGAAAACAUUAAAAAAAGAAGAUCGUUAUUAGUGACUGAGUAGUCAUUCCAGGGGAGCAGUCAUUGGGGACUAAUUCAAAAUUGAACCUUUUGCACAUAUGCAGUGUAUGGUGUUCCUCCAGUUGCCUCGAUACUAUCUUGGAAUGCUCUUUGAUGGAUAAUCUAAUCAUUAAUUAUGCCAACUUGACAAUCAUUGUAGUACAGUGGCCUUUUCCUCAAUAAUUGUCACUACUGCUAAUGGCAUAGAAAUUACAGGAAGAGUACACAAGUAUGGAGACUUCAAUGCACACUGUGUUAUAAUCUGUGAGAUGUAUCUCGCCCCAUUUAUUUUCCCCUCUAAUUGAAGUGCCUGGCAUUCUAUAUUUAAGGCAUGCACUCUGAUGAGCCAUCUGGCGUAGACCCUAACUAAAUUGCAAGCAGGGCCUCUCUUAGUCAUGAGCUCUAUUGAUCUUGAUAUUCCCGUUGAGGCCUGCUUAGCAUUUAAGUUAGUUUUGACCAACUUUAAAAAUAAACUAGCUUGUUAUGAGCAAGCAACUAUCGCUAGCUUUUAUUGUGAGAAAUUGUGUUCUUGCAAGAGCAUGGCAUUGUUAUUCUUCUCUAGCCAUUUUUCAAACUAAGCGAUUAUAAAUUUGUUCAAAUAUCUGCAAGCUAAUACCUUUGCCUUCAGAUUCUUUCUGAAUAAUUUAAGUAUUUUCAGAAAUUUUGUGGGGUUUAAUUGUUUGAUCAUUGAUGUUUUAUCAUGGUGACUCUCAAAGUGGUUUCAGUAUUAUUUUGCUUUAGAAAAAGUUUGCAGCGCCCUAGAGUCUGAAAUUGUUAAAUUGCUCGACUCUUUUUGCUGAAGAGAGGACAAUGAUAUCUUCUUUGAAACUGUUUGCACUUGGAUUUUGUUGUAGGUUUGCUUGAUGUGUGCAAGUAAAACAAUGGAAGCUGUGGGAAAAAAGAAAGAACCAGACUCUACUGAAAUUAUUGACUCCAAUACUGGAUCUUCAGCAAGUCAAUGAAAAUCUGCUUCGAAGCAGCAUCAUUCAGGUGGGACAUGCAUGGAUGAGGUUGCUGUUCCAAGUAGUCAUACUUUAAAGAAAGAUGAAUCAGUGUCGGGGAUCUCUCAAAUCCUGUUUACAAUGGCAAGAUGACUAGAAGCUGCCCAUUCAAACUUGACCCUUUCCAGCAAGAUUCAUAGCUUGUUUGGAGCGAAACAAGUCAGUUUUAGUACAAGCACACACUUCAGCUGUUAAAAGCUAUGGUUGAUGAAUAUGUCAUUGAAAUGGCUUUGAGAGAUGAAUGGAGGGUGAUAUACUCAUCACCUUGAAAGCUUUGAGCAACCAGAAGUAUGGGGUGCUAAGUCAAGUUUUUAAAGAUGUCUGUUGCACCUAAUGCCAGCUGCUUGGUUAUGAUCUGUAUGGGGGACCUGAGGUACUAAAGGAAGUUGCAUGGAUUAUUUUGAUGAGUUACAUUACACGGAGGAUCGGGAAAGAGGUGUUGUCUGGGAGGAGAUCAUUUUUUUUUGCUACUGGCCAUAAAAAUGGUUUUCCUUUCUGCAACAAUGUCAAAUGUCAAAUGCUACUGCAUUCAUAGAAUGGAGUUGCAGCUUGCAUAAGCAGCCAUGCCAUGUGGUGUACAUAUUUUUCUUACCAACUCCUCUGCUCUGCAUCGUUAUAUUCUCCCCAUGGGUGGGAGUGGGUUGUACUUUGGAGUUGAUGAGCACGAACAAUUUUGAGAGAACAAGUUUCUCAAUGGUUCAAAAUGCUUUUACAAAGCAGAAAUUUGGCAAGGGGAGCAAGUUUAUAUAUGGAGGAGAGAGUGGAAGAAUUGCCAAAAGUGGCAAUGCCUUGGGGUCCUGACACAUACAGAAUAGUGGAAGUUAAGUGUGCAGACAUUUCUAUGGUAAUUUGCGUAGUCUAUUUUCUAUCAUUCAGCCUGAUCUCUCUCUCUCUCUCUCAUGCAUGCACGCAGGCACGCGCUCGCACACACACCCAAGGUUUUGCCUGCAUGCGUAUACUAUCUUGUAGCCUUCUCAAUUCUCAUUUGUACCCGGUUCAUUUUUCUACCCAAUCCACAACUCAGUAAGCCUGUCUCUAAGUUCAUCAAUGUUGAAAAAGAAUAAAAUAUCCGCACAUGCACCUUGGUUUCCACCGUUAUUAAUCUAGUUGAUAAAUAUACGUCCGUAGAUGUAUGUGUAUUUACUUAGGUUGCAGAUCAGUCAACAGAGGAUUCAUAUUUGAUGCAUCCAUAAGAAUUAGUAGAGCAUUGAAUCAUCAAACCACGUUAUCAUGUAACAGCUUAAGCUUUUACAUCAAUGGGCAGUAGGUUCCACAAGUUUACAUGGUACGUGUUCGAACCUCUCCCGGUCCUUAAUCAUCUCCCAAAUAUAAAUUCCCUUGUUUCUGUUUAGGUCCAAGCCCAACCUAUGAGAGUGUUUGAGCAUCAAGAUUGCAAACCACAUUUUUUUGUAACAACUUAAGUUUUAUGACGAACUAGUGAUGGUUCCACAAAAUUUAAAGAAUUUCAAGACAUUAUAUUUGGUAUCUUGUUCUAUGAUACUAAAUGUGUACUUUGUUGACAUUGUCUCUUAAGUAUUUGGGCAUUUGUUUGCUGAGAGUGUAGGAUUUGUAGAUAUUGGUUGAGGUUAUCGAGAGGUUGUUUUGUAUAGAUGUAAAAUUUCUUGAUAAUUCCUAAUCCUGCCCAAGGAUUAAUACUAAUAGGAAUAUCUGCAAUAAGUACUUUGUUGGCGUUGUCUCAUAGGUAUUUAUUUUGGACAAAUUUUAUUAAGUUCUUUGUUGGCAUUGUCUCUUAUGUAUUAUCACUUCUAAUAGGAAUUAUGCAAUAAGCAAGCAUCUUGUUGCCAAUCUCACUUUGUUGUGAUGAGCAUUUGGAGAACCUCCCGAUUGACGACCAUAGAUGUUAAGUUUGAAAUUACUUGUUGUUUUCUACAUUGUAUGAAUGUGUUUGGAUAGAUAAGCGUUUUCAGCUUUCUAACACUUAGGACUGACAAGACGUAUUUUCUAGUCAAUACAACUCACCGUAAGAGGCCAGGGAAUGUAGUCUGGUAUGUUCAGACUGUGAGUACUACAAAUUUGGUGCAACUACAACUUUACCGACAAGCCAGCUUCAAAUGAUUUAGGCGGUCUUCAAAUUGACCCCUUGCAUUGGUUUCGACAUACUCCAAGAAACCUCAGUCUCCUAUCAUGAAAUAAAACAAUAUCCAGUUCAGAUUUGUUUCCUGGAUGACAUUAAGGAAUGUUAUUGUAAAACUUUGCUGAGAACAUACUUAUUCUUCCUGGGAAGGAUGAUGUACUUGAGCUCUCACAUACAGACUGUGGCAGCUGGGUUUCUGUCAGCACAUCCUUUGGAAAUUUGGGAUGAUAAAAAUGUCCAAGCUUUAGUCAUCAUUCAAUAAAAAAUGAAUGGAAUGGGUACUCGGGAAAUUGUGGUUGAACAAAAAUUAAAACCUCAUGUUGUAAGCGGAAUGAAUACAAUGUACAUCUUCUCACCUGACUUGUGCUUGAAAUAUGACUGCUGCUUGAUGACCCUCCUGAACCGCUUGAUUGCACAAUGCUGGGCAUGACAUCCUCAGCCAGUGCUCUCAGUCUAUUAAGUUCAGGAAUUGCUGGAUCAAGCAUCUCUGCAAAGUUCCCUUUCUCAAUAGCCCGUUCCACAAGAUGAGUCAAACCCAUUGGGGGCUUUGCCGUUAUUAUUUGAAGAAGCAAGACCCCAAGUGAGUAAAUAUCAGAUUUUAUUCCAAGCAUGCCAGUUUGUUGAUAUUCCGGAUCUAUGUAACAGAAAGUCCCGGCUGUUGAUGUCAUGCGAUAUUGAGUUACUGCAUUGGCUACUGAUGGAGGGACAAGCCUGGCUAAGCCAACAUCACUGAUCUUGCUGACGUAGUUACGGUCAAGCAAAAUGUUGCCAGGUUUUAGGUCACGAUGCACGAGUGGUUCUGGCUUGGUUUGGUGGAGAAAAAGUAGGCCAGUGCCAAUCUCUGCGGCUAUUCUGAAUCUAUGUUGCCAUGGAAGUACUGGGGUGUUUCCUCGUCGGAAGAGACGGUCAUCCAAGCUUCCAUUGGCCAUAUACUCAUAAACCAAGCAACCAUAUUCUGGGCAGGCGCCGAGGAGGAGAACCAUGUUUGGAUGUCGAAUGCAGCUUAGUACUUCAACCUGCAUCAUCAUUAAGGAAGUGAAUUAGAAGAUUCAUGACUUUUGUGGUCAUGUACAGUGGAAUCCCAGACAGUUUGGAAGUUUUAAUGUCUAUUUAUCCUCUUUAUGAGAUCAUGAAUAUAUGGUUGGAUCAGAGACUGAUGUGUACAGUUGAAUUCCAUUUCUUUUUUGCCUUUUCCCUUAAAAAUUUCCCCAUAUAAGGAAUAAUUCUUGAGUCCUUGCCUUUGAGAAAUAGAUCAUGAUAUAUUACUUGAGAAA